ACGAUGGGAACAACAAGCCAGGGAUAUGGUGAUCAUCGAAACUUACGCUUUUCCUAUACUCAAAACACAAAAAUAAAAGGUUGAAACAAGCGUUGAAGAAGGGAAGUUUACCAAAGAUAUAGGAUAUAGUAAUACUAAAGGGAUUUAAUCAACUCAGGUGCCGAUAGAAAGAAAAGAAAAUGACCUCACGUGCCCCAUAUUCAACAAUUCCUUUGUCGGUCAAUCAGGAGUCUUACGCAUCGCGCGCAAACUAUGGGCUUCGACAAAGAACAAUUUCAGAACGUGCCUCUCAAAUUGUAGAACAAGCAGAGAUAUUUUUGGCGCCCUUAGGUCCCUAUAUGCCUGCUUUGGGUCGAUUCCUUAUUGUUGCUACUUAUUUUGAAGAUGCAAUCCGAAUUGUUACACAGUGGCCCGAUCAGGUCUCUUAUAUGCGUGAUUACCGCCGCUUCCGUUUCGGUACUGCCCCUUUUUUGCUUUUGCUAUGCGUAGUCCUCAUGUUUGUUGGUUCUACAAUGGUGGUAUUUAGAAAACGUCAAGUUUAUGCUAUUGGUUCUUUAUUGUUUGUUACCCUUUUACAAGCUUUCGCAUAUGGAUUACUUACCAGCGGUGAGAUGUUCUUCCGAAACGUCAGCGUUAUCGGUGGUCUUUGUCUCGUAGCUAGCGAUACCUUUAUCCAUCGCCGUCUCAAUCGUUUCGCCGGAUUACCAGCCGUUUCAGAGCAUAACAAGCGUACUUAUUUCCAACUUGGUGGUCGUGUUUUGCUUAUUUUCAUGUUUAUUGGCCUUUUAGCCAAGGAAGGAAGUGGCAUCACCUACACCCGUAUCUUUGUUCAUUUGCUCUCUGUAACAGCUUGUACAAUGGUUGUCAUCGGUUUCAAGGCUAAAUACUUUGCAGCUAUCUUGGUUCUAAUCCUUUCAGUAUCCAACUUUAUUAUAAAUAGUUUUUGGUCCAUUCCUAGAAACAGCCCUCAUCGUGAUUUUUACCGUUAUGAUUUUUUUCAAACGCUUUCUAUUAUUGGAGGUUUGUUGUAUCUUGUAAAUACUGGUCCUGGUAAGUUCUCUGUUGAUGAAAAGAAAAAGAUAUAUUAGAACCGUUCUUCUUCUAUCCCCUGCGCAUGACUUCCUUCCUAUCACCAAAAAAACCAGUAUUGUGUUUAAUGCUCCCUCUUCAUAAUCCUUGCCCAAUUGAUGGUCUCGUACUUCCUCGGCAUGCUUGUCAACCGUAAAAUAAAAAAAUUACACGAACGAUACCGCAUGACCUUAUGCCGCUUUUCAGUAUUUCUUUUGUUGGUAUUUACCUUUUUUUGUUUGACUUAUAACGCCAUCUAUACGUAUAUCGUAUUCUUAUCUACAGCAUUGAGAUUUCAUGUUGGUUGCUAUGUGCUUUUAUGAUUCUUUGGCAUCCACCUAUUUUUAUAUGGUCUAGCUUUUGCUUAUGAUUAUAAUCUCUCUUAUCCGACAUACAUUAAUUCAACAUAUAUAUCUAAAUUUCCUCUAUUGACCAUAAACCGCUUCCCUUUGAGGAUACUUUUUAUAAUUACCGUAUCCCAUUGUAGCCAAAUCUAUUAAUAAUAAUGUAAGACUGCAUUCACUGACAUGUGUGAACCGUAUUCCGCCUACUUGAUAGGUGAUUACAUUUCAUGACUCGCCAAUUCAAUUUCCUCAUUCAAAGUGCUCAUGUUAUCGGAUAAUCCACGCAACACAGGUUCGGAUUUCAAAUGGCCUCGCAAAUGUACAUAAACAUGAGGACUGGCCUUUAAUGGAUUCUCGUUUACUGAAUAAUACAAACAACAUUGUACAGGACAAGUCCAAAUGCCUGAGUGCUUAUCAGAUUCCAACCGGACAGGAUAGACUUUUUGCAACUCACAAAACAUAAUUUGCCGUUGUUUCUCAGCUUCAACAUCCGAAUAUUGAAGCAUAGUCAAAUUUGUUGAAUUCGAUGAGGCCGCUCGUGGGUUGAAGGGUAUAGAAGUGGAAGGAGCAGGAACCGUUGUCGUUACUGGGAGACCCUUCACGAUAUUUGAAAAGGUAUUCUUCUUGUUAAGAUACACCUCGUCCCAAAGAUUAGGAAAAUUACAGCGAACAUCCGGAUAUAAUUUUUUCCACAACUCAUAUAAGUAACUAUAAAUUGAGAAUACCGGCCAG
This is a messenger RNA of Schizosaccharomyces octosporus yFS286, 2144 nucleotides long. Its product is annotated as cargo receptor for soluble protein. Lineage: Eukaryota; Fungi; Ascomycota; Schizosaccharomycetes; Schizosaccharomycetales; Schizosaccharomycetaceae. Gene Ontology annotation, biological process: Golgi organization. Gene Ontology annotation, cellular component: endoplasmic reticulum; endoplasmic reticulum-Golgi intermediate compartment; membrane. The coding region runs from base 180 to 1088 and encodes 302 amino acids. The record is from RefSeq and is a predicted model, not a curated record. The transcript has a single exon.